AUGGCAGGGGGUGUCCACGAUGGACAUGCGACAGAUCAGAUGCUGCCGACUGUGCGGUUCGUGAGUGCUGGUGAUGCCGCGAUGCCAGUCUCGAAGGUCUCGAAGGUUGCACCGGCCGUCCCCAAGGAGUGCUGGUCAGACCAGGCGCCCGACUCCACUCCGGAGGUCGAGAGGAGUUCGGGCAGAUCAAGCCCGGCGCCUGCUCGAGGGAGCCACCAGAGCCAGGAUUCGCCUCAGGGCGAUGUGAACGCCACCAAAGUAAGGACCUCGAGCCUCAAAGACAGAAACAGAGGCCGACGCAGCAGUCUCCAAGAGGGGCGUGAACAACGAAGUUUGGCGCGAGCGAAAGCCAAGAAAAAGCUGCCCAACGGCUUUGCCUUACAAGAGCGCAUGGAGAACAAGGUGACCGCACGACGCCGGAUAUCUCAAAUCGCAGCGCAGGAGCAGCAUAGCCGCUGGACUAGGGCACGCUUAUGGCUGCUCCCUGUGGUUCGCCACAAGUACUUCAACCUGUUUGCUGCCAUCGUGAUCAUGGCAAACGCUUUGUUCAUGGGAGUGGAGACAUCCUACAUUUCCUGCUCUGGUGAUGUGGAGGGGAUCGAAUGGUAUGUUGCCAAUGUUUGUUUCACCCAGCUUUUUGUUGUGGAGCUCACACUUCGCUGGUUUGUAGAAGGCCUACCUUUCUGGUUCGAUCCCUGGAACAUCUUUGAUGCGCUCUUGGUUCUGUUUUCGUUGUUCGACGAUUUCGUGCUGGCUUUCCUGCUCUCGGACACAUCCCAAUCCCAGAAUUUGAAGGUGGUUUUCAGAAUCGCCCGGAUGAUACGGUUUGUGCGGGUGCUACGGCUGCUCAGACUGUUCAAGGGCCUCUGGUACCUGGUGGAGGGCAUUGUGGCAUCGCUGAGUUCGCUGGCUUGGGCCUGGCUGCUCUUAAUUGUCAUGAUGUAUCUUCCAGCUAUAUUUGUCACACAGACAUUCGGGAGAGAUGUGAAUGCCGAUGCAAAGACACUAGAGUACUUCGGCUCGCUUCCGCAGAGCAUGUACACGCUCUUCAAGGUUAUGACAAUGGAGACAUGGGCAGAUAUUGCCCGGCAUACGGCCAGGUUAUAUCCAGGUGCUGAGAUCUUCUUCGUGCUGUACAUCUUCUGUACCAGUGCCUUGGCCUGCGGUCAACUGUGGCAAACGGUGCGGAAUGUCGUCGUUGCUGUGAUUGUGCAGAACACAUGUGCCUGGGCACGGCAGUUGGAGCUUCUUUGCCUGUCUCUGGCCGGUGUCCACGCGAAGGAGAGGCAAGAAGACAUGCGCUCCUUCCAGGAAAAGAAGGAUGCCAGUGCCAUGCUCAAGAUUCUGGAAGUCUUCCAGACUGCAGAUGUCCAGAACACUGGUUCAGUCACGAAGAAGGAGUUUCUGGAAGCCAUGAACAUCCCGUCCGUUAUGCAGCUGAUGCAUGAGGCCGUACAGAUCGACGUGCGGCAGGUGGAGACCUUGUUCGACGUCCUCGACUACAACAGCUCAGGCACGCUGGAUUCCGAAGAGUUCGUGGAGGCCGGUCACCGGGACGCAGUGAAGGGCCAAGAGCAAGCUUGGUUCUUGCUUUGCAGCACCACGUUUGGGAGUCUGGUUUGCCAGGACGAGCACGACACCAUCAAGACGCUUGAACAGCUCGAAGAUGAGAUUGGGGAAGCGUUCGAUGGGAUGAACAGGCUCAUUGAGACAUUCCAUGCCAACUUGCUGUCGGCGCGUGGAGCAACGGCAGAGCAUGCUGAACACAUCGUCACUGGCAGCGAUCACUAG
Symbiodinium sp. CCMP2592 is the source of this 1791-nucleotide messenger RNA. The record is from the annotation of a GenBank genome assembly. Lineage: Eukaryota; Dinophyceae; Suessiales; Symbiodiniaceae.